Molecule: messenger RNA, 3560 nt
Organism: Hyalella azteca
Lineage: Eukaryota; Metazoa; Arthropoda; Malacostraca; Amphipoda; Hyalellidae
Exons: 12
Coding region: 117-3560 (1147 amino acids)
Source: RefSeq, a predicted model, not a curated record
CGAUUAAUAGGUUCUUGAAAACGUUAAAAUGGUCACGUACUUGUGAGCCCAGGACAAAUAAUUUGCUUACCUGAUACUCAAGUCUUCCAAGCAAGAUCCCAGGAACCUUCUGAAUAAUGGCUUCCUCCAAACCCACGACAUCUGCAUCCUCCACUCCCACGUCAUCUGCUUCUACCAUAGCAAUAGCAACAGAUAGCAAAUCAUGUUUCCAGGAAAUGGAAAUUAUUAGCAAAAACAAACAUGGAAUUUUUACCCUAUGCCCCAAAUACACAAGAAGACUUAUAGAUAUUGAAUGCAAAGAUAAAAAAGUCACUGAAUCAUACAUGAGCUACAUGGACAAACAUCAAAUUAAGCACUCGCACAAAGCGUUCAAAGCAGUCAUGACUCCCGAAAACUUGGACAUGACAGAACUGUUCUCACUAUUCCAGUGUCUCUUUGAAGUGAAAAAAGAUGGGAGAGAUACUUCAGAAAUGCUAAAAAAAGUGAGAAAAGUCAAGGAUAUUAGAAAUGAUGUCACACAUAACGGCAAGGCACUGAAAGAUGCAACUACGUGCAAGAAAAUUGAGGAAAAAUUAUUGCAGAUGAUCCAAGAAGCUGGUAAAUUUUAUUCCCUGUCUUCAACUGACAUAAGGGCAAUGGAAGAUGAUUUGCAGCAAGAAAUCCACCGUGGAUUGCCUCCUGGUGUGCGAAACAUGGAAUACUACUGCUACUGCAUUCUCAACGAAGGGAAAGAAGUUGCUAAAGUUCGUUUCCAGAACUUUACAACAGAGGAUCUCCCUUUGGCUGCUGGCCUCGUUGAAAGGACAGAGGUAUUUCACCCACCUGAAGUGACACUGCAGGACAAAGAUGACCAAGCGCUGCCGCUACAAAACUUGUUUGAUUCAUCAAAUGAAAGCAUCGUGAUUUUGUCGGGCGUUGUCGGUGCUGGUAAAACCACCUUACUCAAGUACAUAACCCAAGAGUUCUGGGGGCUUAAGUCAAACGUACCGAAUUAUCUAAAAGGAUUUGAAACCCUUGUCUACAUCGAGUGCAGAGACAGGAAUACAAAUAACUUGCAGCAAAUCGUUAGGAAUCACUUUGGACGCGUUUGCACGGACAUAGGAGAAACGAAUGUUCUAAAAGCACUGAUGCAUCUUCGCGUGCUGAUUCUGGUCGAUGGAUUCGAUGAAGCCAACGAAAACUCGAAGAGAGUUAUAGGUGACCUACUAAAGAGAACCUGGCACUCUGAAUCCCGCAUCCUCAUCACAACUCGCCCUCAGGCUGUUGAAAAGUUCAAAAGUUUUGUUGCUCGAAACGUCAGCAAGAUCUCAGGGUACAAGAUCGCUCCUCUAUCAGACCUGGAUGAACAAUUAAAGUUUAUUGAGAGGUACGAACGAAUUCUGACCAAAGACCCAGCUGACGUAGGGGCGAUGCAAGAGCGAUUCUCUAAACUUGAUCCGCAACUACGGAGAAGCUUCACCGAGCCAAUCAGUUUGCUGCAUUUCUGCUCCAUUUUCAAAACGAGUCCAGAGAAAAUCUUGCGAUGGAAAAGCUUCAACGAUGUGUCAAGAGACAUAUUGCAACUGCAGAAGACAAUUGUGAAAGAAAAGCUCUGCGAUAUCAUCGUCGCAAACAAAGAUGUUCUCAUUGACGACCUUUUCAUGGUCACUGGCAAGUUGGCGUUGGAGUUUCUUGCAUGCAACCAGAUAACUUUCAAUGAAGAUGAACUCCGACGAUUCAAGCAACAAUGCAAUCGAACAAUAAAAUCUCACGGUGCCAACGAAUUCGACUGUGACGUAUUACUCUCAGCCAUACUAAGAAUGAAGAAAACUCUUUCCGGAAACAUGGCUGGAACCUACUCCUUCGCUCACAAAUCACUACAAGAAAUCAUUGCAGCUCAUUACGUUACUGGGCGAUUAGUAUACACUGAUGAACCAAUUUCCAAAAUAGUGGGAGACACGUCACCAUCAAACCCAAGAACUGCUACUCGCCAAAAGACUGAGAAAUCUAAAAAACCAAUGCAACAAGGAACACGUAUUGCUGUGCCUGUCGUGAAGAAUAACCUGGAUAAGUUUGUUGAAGUACUUGAGUACGUCAUACAGAACUUGAGCAGCAGCAACCCACCACAGUUUCGAAUUCACUGGCCCGAACUCAGAGACGCCAUCACAUCCGCGGGUGUCGUCAAGGGCCGAGACUGGCAGCCCCUGCUUCUCCGGAACCCUGAUGAAACUGAGCUGGCGAAGCACGCGGCCAAGAUUACAAUCGCUGAGACUAAGGAUUGGAACGUGCACUCAGCUAAUGAUGCGACGGCAAUUUCGCUAAUGUUGCCCUACGAGACGCCUCUACUCAUCAACAUUAGGCUGCCAUCUGCAGUGCUGCGCACUGCGCAGCAAAGUUGGUCAGAAAUAGCACAUAUCCAUCGGGGAGAGCUAAAGCUGGAUUUCUUGGUGGAAUUCUAUAUCACACCCGAAAAUUGUGACGAUCUACUUGAGUGCCUCAGAGGUUCCAGAUGUCAACUCAGUGAGCUGAAGAGCAGCAUCAGCAGUGCGGCUGCCGUCGCAGUCGUGGCGUCCGUUUCUACAGCCGCUACAGAACUGCACGUCGCCCUCACCGCCCCUCUCAACCUAGAGGCUCUGCAAGGAAAAUAUAAGCGUCUAAAUGUUGAGAUAAGGCCAAUGGAAGCAGCUUGGGCUCAGGCAUCCAGCCAAGCCCAGUCACCGCGCCUGCCAGCCCAGCCACCGCCUGAGCUGGUGUUACUCUUCGUCGAUCCUGGCAGCUGCAUUGAGACCGUUGCUGGAGUCAUCCGUGCAAUCGCCCCCGUCGGGAAAACAUGUCAACUCAGUGAGCUGAAGAGCAGCAUCAGCAGUGCGGCUGCCGUCGCAGUCGUGGCGUCCGUUUCUACAGCCGCUACAGAACUGCACGUCGCCCUCACCGCCCCUCUCAACCUAGAGGCUCUGCAAGGAAAAUAUAAGCGUCUAAAUGUUGAGAUAAGGCCAAUGGAAGCAGCUUGGGCUCAGGCAUCCAGCCAAGCCCAGUCACCGCGCCUGCCAGCCCAGCCACCGCCUGAGCUGGUGUUACUCUUCGUCGAUCCUGGCAGCUGCAUUGAGACCGUUGCUGGAGUCAUCCGUGCAAUUGCUCCCGUCGGGAAAACAUUUGGCAAAAUAAUGAUGCCCGGAUGUGGGCUUCAGGAAAAUGAGAUUUGGAAACUAAUGGAACAACUGCACAGCGCUGGCAUCAGGAGCUGCAGUGGCGGCCAUACGCGAUACAUAAAAAACGCUCUGGGAGACGUGGUGCUCAACAUAGGAGACGACCUCAUAGACCCCACUAGGACUGAGACAGUCGUUCGCCAAGUCAUCGCAGAUGUACGGGCCGUCAAACCCGGGGACUUCGAGGACCAGUGGCCAGAGGUACAGCGAAGGAUGGAGGAAGUAGGUGCCACGGCACUGCAUUGGCGACUGGUGCUUCUAACCCGCCCGUAUGAGGCAAAGAUUGCCCUGUUCGCAGCAGUGAAAUGCCUGGGGGAAGACGGGCAGUUCGAGAUCAGGAGAAGUAAGAUUUCUGACCUUGCUGGACAAAAUUAA